This is a messenger RNA of Prunus avium (sweet cherry), 948 nucleotides long. Lineage: Eukaryota; Viridiplantae; Streptophyta; Magnoliopsida; Rosales; Rosaceae. The record is from RefSeq and is a predicted model, not a curated record.
CUUCACUCUCCGCAGAGAGUAGACCUCCCUAGGCUGCGGCACUGUUGCGAAGGCAUCAUAUUAUGAGUAACAGUUCUUAUGCUCCACGGCAUCUACUGUCCACAAUGGUGCUACAUCCUUGGCCCUCCUCCUCCUUUUUAUUUUGCAAAAGCUGAUGACAGCAAAGACUCUGCUACAGAUUUCUCUCCUCUCAUUAUAGCAGUCAUUGGCAUCUUUGCAAUUGCUUUCAUUUUAGUCACUUACUACACCAUCAUAUCGAAAUAUUGCCGGCGAAGAGACAACGAUGGCAGUCGAGACAUAGACAUGGAGAAUUCGAAUCCAAACCAAGUUAGUGAAUCAUGGCAAGGCUCAACAACUGGCCUUGAUGAGUCCCUGAUCAAGUCAAUCAAAGUUCACAAGUAUAAGAGAGGUGACAGCCUUGUAGAAGGCACAGACUGCUCUGUUUGCCUAAGUGAGUUUGAAGAAAAUGAGAGCCUGAGGUUAUUGCCAAAGUGCAGCCAUGCUUUCCAUGUUCCUUGCAUUGAUACUUGGCUCAAAUCUCACUCUAGUUGCCCGCUGUGCCGGUCGAAUAUUGCUGCUCCUGCCAUAUCUUUGGUGCCCCAUCAUCAUCAACAAGUGCUGUCUCCAGUUCAAGAGAAUCCACAGCAGGAUCAAAAUGUGACUGCUUCAGAAUACCAGCACAGAAGCCAUGCAAGUGUUUUGGUUGUCCAAGAUUUGGAAGAGGUUGUAAGUCUUGCAAAUGAUCAUGUUGUUCCAAAGACCACAACUCAAGAUAUUGUUAGAGAAAGGGCUCACUUGGAGAAUACAGUGAACAGUUGUGAGAUUGGACAAGAUGGGAUCCCGCAAUUGAGGAGAUCAGCUUCUUUGAAUUGUGUUUCCAUUGCUGAUGUGUUGCAUUUACAUGACAAUGCAUCUCCUAAAAAUAAUGUGCCCCCUCUGCACAAUUAG